Diabrotica virgifera virgifera (western corn rootworm) is the source of this 2271-nucleotide messenger RNA. RefSeq names its product CD166 antigen homolog (gene tei). Gene Ontology annotation, biological process: cell-cell adhesion. Gene Ontology annotation, cellular component: cell-cell junction. NCBI's taxonomy places the organism in Eukaryota, Metazoa, Arthropoda, Insecta, Coleoptera, Chrysomelidae. The transcript has 7 exons. The record is from RefSeq and is a predicted model, not a curated record. Gene Ontology annotation, molecular function: cell adhesion molecule binding. Bases 413 to 1780 code for a protein of 455 amino acids.
UGUUCAUCCCAAAUCACACACUCGCCAUCCACACACAUCGAGUGCCCACAGAAGGUCCAUCCGAGCUGACAUCCGAACAAACCUAAGCCAUGACGAUGUCGAAUAUUCCGAUGUAUAUUCAAAACAAGGCGACCAGCUCGUCCUGGAAUGUGCCGUAAACAUCAAUUUUAGCACCAGCAUUUGGUUAAAAGACGGACAAAUAGUGCAAACGAUUCUCAAAGACAAUACAAAUAACAAAAGAGUGAUCGGACAUAGAUUUUUAGUGGACGUUAGUGGAAAUUUAUUAAUAGACAAUGUGAGGUUAGAGGACGAUGGGAAGUGGCAAUGUGAAGCGGAGGAUGCGUUUGGCUUUGUUGUUCAGGGCAAGCCAAUACAGUUAACGAUUCUAGAUGCUCCCAAGAAGGCCUAUUUGAUGAUCGACAACCGCAUCCUAGAUCCAGGCAAUCCAUUUAUUCCGGUUAAAGAAAACUCCGACCUUACCGUCGCAUGCGUAGUAGACGAAGGUAACCCCAAACCUCAACUAUACUGGGAAAUCACCCUAGGAUCCUCGGCCUUACUGGAUAUCCCAGAAUUACCCCUUGAAGUGCUCAAUUUAACAGAGACGAUACGAGACCAAAAAGUGGGUGCCAGAACUGAUGCCAGACUUGGAAGGGUCCUACGAGGACACCACAAUGCCACUUUAACUUGUUACGUACGACAUAUUGCAUUGGACAAACCACUUAAUGCUUCGGUCCUCUUAAAUGUUCAAUAUACUCCCUCCUUUGCGAUAUCCCGUGAACCUGGAUUCGGCUUUCCAAUUCGAGAAGGAAUGCCAGUGUCCUUAAAAUGCGACGUUGACGCAAAUCCAAAAGCAUUACCGAUAUGGCAAAAGGACGAUGGAGCUCCACCAGUCCAACAAACUUCUGACGGAAUGUUAAACUUUACUGAAAUUAGAAGGGAGCACAGCGGCUGGUAUAAGUGUAUUGCCAAACAUCGUUUAGGCAGAUUCUCCAGCAUCGGGUACUUCCUAAAUGUUCGAUACGACACGGAUGUUACCCAAGAGCCGGACUUCGACGUCGGGGAGCUAAGUUCCACCGGGAAGCAAUUAGAAGUUUCUCUAGGAGGGGCGGUCCACCUAGAAUGUCCUCCAGGUACUACAGGUUGUUGGACAAGAGUGGAACCAGCUACUGGUAUGCUAGAACCAUUGGGAGCGUCCCAAGAAUUAAGACUGGAUAAUGUAAUUUAUCAAGAAGGCGGUGAAUACCGCUGCGUUGGGCCUACAAAAGAAGCAACGAGAAGAUUGGAUUUUCUGAGAAACGCCAUGUCUGUUCAAGUACUUGUAACAGGUCAGCCUACGGUAGCACCAACGAAUAAAAGCAUCACGGCCUUGUACGGACAACCCCUUACAAUGACCAUGGAAUUCUGUGCCAAUCCUCCAUACACCAAAGCCUUAUGGAUAGCCAAAGACGUCAAAGUUUAUAAACCCGGUGAUGGAGAUAGUACCAUUAUGGCUUAUGGUAUAACGAAUUUAUCUCAACCAAACUGCCAUCAAGCCGUAUUAUUCUUGACGAAGGUCACUAGCGUAGAUAUUGGAGAAUACAAUUUUAUAGUAAAAUCGCCAAGCGGUAUAGCGGAUGGCAGUUUUCACGUCAACAUGACGUACGCCAGUGGUUACAACGUCCAAUUAGAAGAAGAUGUGAAAGUAGAGGAUAGCACUGACGAGGCCACUCGAAUUUCGACAUCGUUCUACAUAAAUGUGAUUGUUUUAUUAAUAAUGCAUAUAAUUGUUGUUAACGACUGAAUUUAUUAUGUUAGUUGGUGAACACAUGCUUUACUUUUAUAAAUUUAGCGAUCUUCAGAGAAAGAACAAGAAUGCGUUACAGAAUAGCAUUUUCAAAAACGGUUUAUUCUAAAGAUGGGUGAUAAAUGAAUUAACUAACAAUUCGAAGUUUUAUUUCCGGAGAAAUUUCUUGCAAACCAGACGAAUGCCGAAUUAAAGAAGACAAGGGCAAGUCUAUAAUUUGCACCUCACUUCCUGUCUAUUCAGCGUGGCAAAAUUCCAACGAAAAAUUGGUCUCGAUACUGAGUUAGGAGUAAAACUAAUACAGAAGAAUUCGCCGUAAAACGAAAUCAAGAGACGUAUUAUAUUUCAGUUCAUUCAAAGAGCGCCAUAAACACCCUUAUAGACGGAGAGCUAGAGCCGAAAAAUCAUCGUCAUAAGUAAUAUGGAGUUGUUCCUGUGAAAUGUGUCCAUUGUAUAUUGACAAUUAUGACCCCUUUCAGGCUGACAAC